Molecule: messenger RNA, 2236 nt
Organism: Tarenaya hassleriana
Lineage: Eukaryota; Viridiplantae; Streptophyta; Magnoliopsida; Brassicales; Cleomaceae
Product: BTB/POZ domain-containing protein At3g22104-like
Exons: 3
Coding region: 446-1987 (513 amino acids)
Molecular function (GO): protein binding
Source: RefSeq, a predicted model, not a curated record
ACUUCUCGACACGCCUUUGUCGCUUCUUCUCUCUCCUUUUGCCUCUUUUCCUCUGCAAAAUUCUCCAUUUUUGUUUUUCCUUUGAGCUUCAUCCUCUUCGUGUUGUCCCUAUAAACACUCGGGCAAACAUUCCAACCAUCUUCUUUGGCGCUUCAUCAACUGAUUUCACAGACCCUUUUUUUUUUUUUACAGAAUUCUAAUUUCAGACAGUCCAAAGUCUGUCCAAACCAACAAAAACGUGGACCCUAUUUUACUGUUUGUCUUCUUCUUCUUACAAGAAUAUAUCAACCCCUCUUCUCUGCUGUUGGUGUCCUCCACAUUUCUUCUCUAAAACCCUCUUUAAUUUCUUCUCGUUUUCUUUGACAAAACCGAGAGAGAAUCUUGUUUCCGGGGGGUGUUUUCUGGAUAGUUUUGUUUUGUUUUUUUACUUAUUCCCCCUUUGGCAAUGGAAGCUUGUUCUGAUCUUGAGGUCUAUAUCAAUGGAGAAGAAACUAUCUUUCUCAAUAAGGACAUCAUCGGUGCGUAUUCUGGAAAGUUCAUGAAAUUGCUGGGGAAAUCCAACUGUUCUGAAAGAAAUCUCAAGGUGGUGUUCAACGAGUUUCCCGGUGGCGCAGAAAUUUUCGAGCUUGUCUCGAGAUUCUGCUACAACAAUGGCCAAUUCAGCGUUACACCGUCCAACGCUGUCAACUUGCAUUGUGCUGCUAAGUUCAUGGAAGUCCCCAGCUUGUUGAAACUGACAGAAAAAUCAAUGGAAGAAACGCAGGACUGGACAUGGCCGGAGCUUCUAGCCGCUCUGAGGCAGUGUCAAGAUCUAGAAACAUCACCAGAAAUCGAAUCUUUAGCUGCCAAGUUCAUGGAAUCUCUCGUCGAGAAACUGAAUUUGACGACCGAAGCAGCAAGUCCCUCUACCACUUCUGCUUGUUCUCCAGACAGCAGCCUGUAUCGGUUUUCCUGUGACAGUAAAAGCACAGAGAGUUUCAAGAACAGCUCCAUUCGUGGAACAUGGUGGUUCGACGAGCUUCUGGUUUUAGGUCCCGACCUAUUUGAAACUCUGAUGAAGCUGAUGCUUUCCCGUAAACUCGAUCACCUCAUCAUAAGUAGGUUCUUGUUUCAUUACCAAAAGUCGAAGUUCUGUUCUGUCACGUCAGAGGAGAAACGCAAGAUUCUAGAAACUGCCAUCGAUACCCUUUACGUCCUAGAUCGAAACUGUGCAUCUUGCAAGAGCCUAUUCAGGGUUCUCCGCAUUGCCCUCGGAUUGAACAUUAGUAAAAGCAGCAUGAACAAGCUGGCGAAUAUGAUCGGUCACCAGCUGGAUCAAGCGACGCUGGAUAAUCUUCUCAUUGCAUCUCCUUACAGGUCGAAUUACUUGUAUGACGUGAAUCUCGUUCUUAGGUUCGUGAAGGCAUUUCUAGAAAGUUCCGCGGGAGGAUUUCAACAGCAGACAGAUCGGUUGAAGAAGGUCUCGGGUUUGAUUGAUCUGUACAUUGCUGAAGUAGCACCUGAUCCAUGCCUGAAACCUUCGAAGUUUCUUGCUCUCAUCACAGCCAUACCGGACUCCGCCCGCGAAUCUCACGACGAAAUCUAUUGUGCCCUCGAUAUAUACCUCAAGGCUCACACAGGGUUAACCGAAGGCGAAAAGCUCGAUAUUUUCCGAACGUUGAGCUACACGAAGCUCUCGGGCGAAUCCGGAACAAAUAUUUCACGAAAUGCAAAGUUCCACCCAGCUGAAGCGUAUAUACUUCAGAAACCGAAGCUAGAAACGUUUGCAGGUCGCUCACAGGACGAACAAAUCAUCCUCCGGAUAGAAAAGGUGGAGAUUUCCGACGAGAACGAGAAGCUGAAGGAACAUUUACAAGGGAUUCAAUGGAGAGUGAUGGAACUGGAGAGAGCUUGUCGGAAAAUGCAGAAUCAGAUGGAAAUUAUCAAGAAGAGAUCCAGAAGUGCCAUUAGAGGAAACCCAAGAUCGCUUCCAAAGCUCUGUUCUUGAUUGUUUCAUUUCAUGGAACUCAGGUUUGUUUGCGUAAACAUAUUUUGUACAGAAAGAGCACUGAAGAAGUAUUUUUCGAUUCUUUCUUCCCUUUUGUUACGUAAACGUAUUUUGUUUUUAUCUAAAAUGUAAUAUUCAAGUAAUGUAUUAAAAGAAGUCGACCAAAGAACACAAAACAUAGUUUCAGAAAAUUAGAAAAUCAUGUUUGGUUUAGAAUCCGGUUUAGUCUGGAUUAGUUUGGUUUACAUG